Messenger RNA from Vitis vinifera (wine grape), 2581 nucleotides. Its product is annotated as K(+) efflux antiporter 5. The coding region runs from base 140 to 1894 and encodes 584 amino acids. The record is from RefSeq and is a predicted model, not a curated record. Gene Ontology annotation, molecular function: potassium:proton antiporter activity. Gene Ontology annotation, cellular component: membrane. Gene Ontology annotation, biological process: proton transmembrane transport; potassium ion transmembrane transport. Lineage: Eukaryota; Viridiplantae; Streptophyta; Magnoliopsida; Vitales; Vitaceae. The transcript is spliced from 19 exons.
UACACAGACAAUCCCGCCCUCGCUUCGCAAAAACAACCCGAACCAAAUCAUAUCUCUCUCUUUAUUAAUUUCUCAUGCCUUCUCUCCCAAGCUCCAUUUGUUUCUCUUUCUAGAUUUUCUCUCGCUGUCUCUCUCUCCAAUGGCGAAGCUAUUCGCCUUCGGAGCGUUGUGGUUGUGCCUUGUGGUGACGGUGAUUUGUCCAAGACACUGCGUUUCGGUGAGAUCUGAUCAAGAGAUCAGGGACAGGUUUUAUGGCAAUCUUCUCAACGGUACGGCGCCGGAUUCUGGUGACGGAAGCAUAGCCAAGAUGUUCGAUCGCGUUCUCGAGAAAGAGUUCUCCGAGAAAGAGUUCUCCGAGAACGAUCAGCCUGAAGGAUCCAAUGGAAGCAGCUUCAAUAGCAGUGUAGCCGAUCAACAAGCUGUACUGGAAACUGUGGCUAAAAUUACUCAUGAGAAAGCCAAGAGAAACGAUACACAAGAAGCAAAUGGUACAAGGUCUUUCCAGUUUCAAGAUGUUUUUUCUCUGGAUAAUGAAGGUACUGAUGAUGUAACGACCUUGAUAGAUAAAAAGGAUAAUGUGUUUGUGAUGUCAAACAAGAAAUCCAAGUAUCCAGUGCUACAAGUGGAUCUAAGAUUAAUUUCCGAUUUAGUGGUUGUAAUAGUUUCUGCUGCCAUUGGUGGAAUUAUCUUUUCCUGCCUGGGACAACCGGUUAUUGUGGGCUAUCUUCUUGCUGGUUCAAUUAUUGGACCAGGGGGCCUAAAAUUCAUCAGCGAAAUGGUACAGGUUGAAACUGUUGCACAGUUUGGUGUUGUCUUUCUUCUUUUUGCUUUGGGGCUGGAAUUUUCUUUGCCAAAGUUAAAAGCUGUGGGACCUGUUGCUGUUCUUGGAGGGCUGCUUCAAAUUUUUAUAUUUAUGUUCUUGUGCGGUGUAACUGCCAUGUUAUGUGGAGCAAAGUUGUCGGAGGGUGUAUUUGUUGGUUCCUUCUUAUCAAUGUCAUCAACAGCAGUGGUGGUAAAGUUCCUGGUAGAACGGAAUACUAAUAAUGCUCUUCAUGGUCAAGUUACUAUUGGGACACUUAUUUUACAGGAUUGUGCUGUUGGUUUACUCUUUGCUUUGCUCCCAGUUUUGGGUGGUAACAGUGGCCUUUUGCAAGGAAUGAUAUCAAUGGGAAAGCUGCUUCUGGUUUUAUCCAUGUUUUUGACUGCUGCAUCAGUGCUAUCCUGGUCAUUUGUUCCUCGGUUUUUAAAGCUGAUGAUACAACUAUCAUCUCAAACAAAUGAACUCUAUCAGCUUGCUUCAGUGGCUUUCUGCUUAUUAUCUGCUUGGUGCAGUGAUAAGCUGGGCCUUAGUCUUGAAUUGGGUUCAUUUGUGGCUGGGGUUAUGAUAUCUACGACUGACUUUGCGCAACAUACUUUGGACCAGGUUGAACCGAUCCGGAACCUAUUUGCAGCUCUCUUCCUUUCAAGUAUUGGAAUGCUCAUACACGUGCAGUUCCUAUGGACCCAUGUGGAUAUAUUGCUAGCAUCGGUUAUUCUGGUUGUAGUUGUUAAAACAGCUGUUGUUGCAGUGGUCACUAAAGCCUUUGGAUAUAGCGUUAGGACAUCUUUCCUUGUUGGAGUAUUGCUUGCUCAAAUAGGAGAAUUUGCUUUUGUUCUCUUAAGCCGGGCUUCGAAUCUUAAACUUAUUGAGGGGAAGAUGUAUCUUCUUCUACUUGGGACAACAGCUCUUAGUCUGGUGACGACUCCUGUCCUGUUCAAACUGAUCCCUGCGGUGAUGCAUUUGGGUGUUCUCAUGCACUGGUUCCCUUCAGAGAACAGCAAUCAGAAUGAGGUCUCUCUCUCACUGUUUAAAUAUUGCAAUUUUCUACUGAAACUUAGGCUUCAUUUGGUAUAGCUUACUGUUUUUGGCUUUAAUUAAAAACUAAAACCAAAGCCAAAGUCACAAUUUUAAAGGGUAAUAUUAGUAUCAACAAAAUUUUAUCAAACAUUAAAAGAAUGUUUUGUAGCUUCUACAAGAGUAAUAUUUUUCUUGGAUUCCAUAUUAAGUCGUAAGCUCUGUGAACAAAAUUAGCAUAUAAAAGAUCUUAUUAAGCUUAAAAAAGAAUUUUUGACUUCUCAAAAGUCAAUCCAAAUCGGGCCUUAAUAUAGAAAGCACGUUUAUUUGUUUCUUAAUUAUGUUGCAGGAGAGAGCUUCCGUGCUCGAAUCACGUGAUAGAUUAUUGUGACCCUUGGAGUACAUUACUGUGGCUCUCGAAGCUAGAUUUUGAAGAAUUUUUUAAUUUUAGAGUUUUGUCUUACAGUCAAUUCCAUCACCGAAGCUUCAUUGCAGCAUCAAGGCAUGAUCAGCUCCCCUGAAGCUCACACUGGAGCCUUGGAGUUCUCAUGUACAUAUGUAUUCGUUUAUAUUCUUUCCACAUUGUACAUAUAUUCUUUUUGUCCACCGCUGGCUCAUACAAAUAUGUUGGGACGUUAUUAUAAACUGAAAAUUCCAUGCAAAAUCCUACAAAAUUGUUUCCCAUGUCCUAAGUAUUUUUCUUUGAACAAGUGGAGAGGUAUUUAAUAGUAUUUUUAUCUUGCCUGA